Molecule: messenger RNA, 990 nt
Organism: Trichoplax adhaerens
Lineage: Eukaryota; Metazoa; Placozoa; Uniplacotomia; Trichoplacea; Trichoplacidae
Exons: 4
Coding region: 1-990 (329 amino acids)
Biological process (GO): protein O-linked glycosylation via N-acetylgalactosamine
Molecular function (GO): UDP-xylosyltransferase activity
Source: RefSeq, a predicted model, not a curated record
AUGGUAAUCAUAAUUCGAAUUGACGUUUAUCAUAUUAUUAGGAAGAAUCUUACUGUUCAACUCGCCGUUGUGAUAUGUGGCACCAGACUGCAAGAAGGUUUAAUGAUGUUAAAAUCAGCUGCCGUUUUCACGCUAACUAAGUUACAUUUUCACGUUUUUGCUGAGGAUCAUUUACACAUUCCGAUCCGCCAGAGGUUAAACGAAAUAUCUGUUAUCAGCCAAAAUACCAUAACCUACGACGUACUACCGAUCAAAUUUCCUAAGGACAAUGCAGAUAUAUGGAAGAAAUUAUUUAAACCAUGCUCUUGCCAACGCUUAUUUUUACCUUAUCUACUGAAAAAAACCGAUUCACUAAUCUACUUGGAUACUGACAUUCUUUUCAUGCGACCCCCUGAAGACUUAUGGAACUUCUUUAAUAAAUUUAACGCAACUCAGCUAGUAGCAGUAUCACCAGAAGGCGAAGAUAUCCGAACAAGUUGGUAUAAUAAAUUCGCACAACAUCCUUAUUAUGGAAAACUUGGAAUAAAUUCCGAUGUAAUACUAAUGAAUCUAACGAGAAUGAGAAAAGCCAAUUGGAACGACAAAGUAACGAAAGUAUAUCAGAAAUAUAGAUCUAGCAUUGUUUUGGGAGAUCAGGAUAUUUUGAAUGCAAUAUUUCAUUUUCAUCCAGAAAUGGUAUAUGUUUUAACAUGUGCCUGGAAUUAUCGUCCAGACCAUUGUCGAUAUGGUCGCAAUGACUGCAAACAUGCGUAUAAAAACGGCGUAUCCCUGUUGCAUGGAGAUAGACAGACAUUUCAUAAAAAUGAUUUUCCAUCUUUUCGCAUUGUCUAUGAAGUAAUACAAAAUUAUGACUUCAAGACAGGCGUCACGCGAGGCAUCUACAAUCCAUUAAAGAGGAUUUUGCCAAUGGUUCAAAAGAGCUACUGUAGUAGAAUAUGGGAAUCGAUGAUUAUGAUAUUGAAGAGAUACCGAAGAGAACAUAAACUGUAG